UGGAUUAUCGUCUGCUGAUCUGGCCACUAUGUCCUAUCAGGCACGUAUAGCAACUGCGUUAAGCUUUUUCUCCGGUGGAGGAGGUGUACUAGGAGUUGGUCACAGCGGUACCCCUGAGAGCAUCUAUCAUAACCCGCGGCUGUUUCCGGGUAUGUUCCCGUGGCUGUUCCCUUAUGGGCUGGGCGGAUUCGACAACGAGUCACAACGGACCCGAAUCGACCACUGAUUACUUCUUUCCUUUCGUUGCAUUCAAUCAUGAUCAGAUCAGGUCAUCUUCCCGUGGCGGCUACUUGCUAACGGAACGCAAGAAUUUUUCGUCUGUCGCUGAGCUUAUCCUGUCGCUGAACCCCUCUACCCUGCAAUGCUUAAUUGAUCGCUCGACCAACAUCAGGCAUCUGUCCCCCCAGGAUGAUGACGAAAGACGAUGCUUCGAGUUGCUUAACGUGCUUGACUACGUCGCCGGACAUGUUGAUGGAUCGUCAGCUAAGAGGAAGCAGCUUCGGAGCGAGAUCAGGUCUCUUAUAAUUGCACGGAACGUUCCACUGUUUUUCAUCACCUUUUCACCAGUGGAUGUUAAUCAUCCUCUCUGUCUAUACUAUUGCGGAGAAAACAUCGAUGUCUUUAGCAAGGACAGUCGGUUUCCUGACUAUGCAUCCCGUCUUUGGAUGAUAGCUGACAAUCCUGUCGCUUGCGCUAGAUUUUUCCAUUUCAUGGUCAUGACCUUCAUAUCCAAGAUCUUGCGUGCGGAUUCUGAUUGCAACGGCUUGUUCGGACCAACGUCCGCAUAUUACGCUCACUCAUUGAGCCCUUCCGAGGUGCGCUCCCGAGUGCUGGAAGAUCCCACUUUUCGUGACGAGCUGCUUGCAUGGCUUGAGAGCUGUCAUCAGGGUGAUUUUUCUACAGGGACUUCAUCAGAUGUAGCCUCCCGUAUGCCUGCACGUGGCUAUGAUGCAGACUGUGAUGAAUCAGAACAUCGCAACGCAACCACCGUCCUCGGUCCUCGUCCAUCCGUGAGUUCCUCCGUCGAAGACGUUGAUGCUGCCUAUCAACAGCUGUUACUCGACUCUGAUGACGUCGUGUACCUUUCCAAUCGUCAUCAUUGUCAUUUGCAGACCAAACGCUUCAAAGGAUGCAAAGCUGAUGUUCAAAGUUCUUGUCGUGCCCGGUUUCCUCGAGAAACGAGGCCCGAAACAGUCGUAGAUGAGGAAACCGGUGCCAUCAGAUUUAAAAAGACCGAACCUUGGCUGAAUACGUUCAACCCAGUUCUGUCCUCUGCAUUGAGGUGUAACACUGACAUUACCUGUCUGUUGUCUGGCACACAAUGUCCGGUCGGUGCUCGACCGCAACACAGAGGCUAUCAGUAAUGCUGGCCCUCGAGAAGACGUUGCUCGAUCUCUUGUGACGAAAGUGGUCAACAACU
This is a messenger RNA of Laetiporus sulphureus 93-53, 1420 nucleotides long. RefSeq lists its product as uncharacterized. The coding region runs from base 174 to 1364 and encodes 396 amino acids. The transcript has 4 exons. Lineage: Eukaryota; Fungi; Basidiomycota; Agaricomycetes; Polyporales; Laetiporaceae. The record is from RefSeq and is a predicted model, not a curated record.